Chelmon rostratus (copperband butterflyfish) is the source of this 1979-nucleotide messenger RNA. Its product is annotated as aldehyde dehydrogenase family 3 member A2-like. The record is from RefSeq and is a predicted model, not a curated record. Gene Ontology annotation, cellular component: cytoplasm. Gene Ontology annotation, molecular function: aldehyde dehydrogenase (NAD+) activity. The transcript is spliced from 11 exons. Bases 108 to 1577 code for a protein of 489 amino acids. NCBI's taxonomy places the organism in Eukaryota, Metazoa, Chordata, Actinopteri, Chaetodontiformes, Chaetodontidae. Gene Ontology annotation, biological process: aldehyde metabolic process.
UGCCCAUCGGGGUUAGCUAACAUAUACGUAAUAACUUUGUAACUUGUUCGCUACAAGCCCUCUAGUCGCUAAUAAAACUGGUAAGAGCGGACGAGUGGACCUGAAAGAUGUCUCGAGAGCAGCUGGCUGUACAACGGGCCAGGAGGUCCUUCCAGACGGGGAAAACCAAACCUCUGGAGUACAGGAUCCACCAACUGAAGAGCCUGCUCCGCUUCGUCUCAGAGAGACGGGGGGACAUUGCAGAUGCUGUCAAAGGAGACCUGGGCAAGAGUGAACAUGGGACUGAGCUCUUCGAGACACUGGGACUGGAGGGAGAGAUCAAGCUGGCUAUAGAGAAGCUGGCAGAGUGGGCGGCUCCUCGGCCAGUAGAGAAGAACCUCCUCACCAUAUCAGAUGAGGUUUAUGUGCAGCCUGAGCCUCUGGGAGUGGUGCUCAUCAUCGGGGCCUGGAACUACCCCUGGGCUGUCACCCUCCAGCCGCUGGUUGGAGCAAUUGCUGCUGGAAAUGCAGCAGUAAUAAAGCCAUCUGAGGUCAGCUCUCACUCUGCCAAGGUCAUGGAGGAGCUUCUCCCUAAGUAUCUAGACAAAGAUCUGUACCCAGUGGUGACAGGUGGAGUGCCAGAGACCCAGGAGCUGCUGAAGCAAAGAUUUGAUCACAUUUUCUACACAGGAAACAGCACAGUGGGUAAACUAGUGAUGGAGGCUGCGGCUCGCCACCUCACCCCAGUGACCCUGGAGCUGGGCGGGAAGAGCCCCUGCUACAUCGACAAGAACUGUGACAUCACCGUAGCAUGUCGUCGCAUCACAUGGGGAAAGUUUGUCAACUGUGGCCAGACAUGCAUCGCUCCAGACUAUAUCCUGUGUGAACCCACCGUCCAGAGCCGAGUAGUAGAAGAGAUCAACAAGAGCAUCAAGGAGUUUUACACAGACAAUCCAAAAACCUUUGAGGACUACGGACGCAUUAUUAACCAGCAGCACUUUAAGAGGGUGAUGUCUCUCAUGGAGGGGAGCACGGUUGCUGUUGGUGGAGACAGUGAUGAAGCCCAGUGCUACAUAGCCCCCACUGUGCUGAAGGAUGUGACGGGGGAAUCCAAAGUGAUGAAGGAGGAGAUCUUUGGGCCGUUGUUGCCCAUCAUCACAGUGAGCGGUGUAGAUGAAGCCAUCCAGUUUAUUAAUGACAGAGAAAAACCUCUGGUUGUAUACGUCUUCUCCCACGACAACAAGCUGAUCAAACGAGUGAUAGCUGAGACGUCCAGUGGAGCUCUGCUGGCUAAUGACUGUCUGGUCCACUUUACUGUUAGCGCUCUGCCCUUCGGAGGAGUUGGUAACAGUGGUAUGGGCUGUUACCACGGCCGACACAGCUUUGACCAGCUCAGCCACCUGCGCAGCUGUCUGAUCAAGCAGCUGAAGAUGGAGGGAGUCAACAGCAUGCGUUACCCUCCUCACACCGCCAAGAAGCUGGGCUGGGCUCGAUUCUUUCUGCUCAAGCAAAUCAACGUGUGCAGGCUGCGGCGCAUGGCGCUGCUCACCGUGUUGGUCAGCUUGGCAGCAUUUGUGGUCCAGAGAUUCCUGCGAUGAGCCUGAGGAUUAGAGACUGCUGGCCUGAGUUAAAACCUGUGCAGGUGCAGGUGGACUCCUGCACCAUAGUGAAAUACAGCGUUCCUGUCCUUUACUGGUCCAUAUCAUUUCUCAGUCAUGUAGACAUAUUUAACUGAUUUGUGUCCUUUAAGAUGUUGUAGUUUUUAUUGUUUUACAUUAAUUUUAGAGUAAUAUAAUCUGUAAUAAUGAAUGUAACCUGGUAAAUGGAGUUUUACGUAGAGGUUUUCAAACAGUCGCUGCUGAUCAGUCUGCAGUGAUGCACUGAUUCAUUUCACUACGCAAUGAAAAUCAACACGCACACACAAGUUACCGUGAACAUGGUUCUCCUUCAUGUCUGCGUUUAAUGGUGCCAGUGAUGUGGUCCACAAUUAAAACAUCAAC